Messenger RNA from Eleginops maclovinus (Patagonian blennie), 3144 nucleotides. Its product is annotated as zinc finger protein 853-like. Gene Ontology annotation, cellular component: nucleus. The record is from RefSeq and is a predicted model, not a curated record. NCBI's taxonomy places the organism in Eukaryota, Metazoa, Chordata, Actinopteri, Perciformes, Eleginopidae. Bases 123 to 1535 code for a protein of 470 amino acids. Gene Ontology annotation, biological process: regulation of transcription by RNA polymerase II. The transcript is spliced from 3 exons. Gene Ontology annotation, molecular function: DNA-binding transcription factor activity, RNA polymerase II-specific; RNA polymerase II cis-regulatory region sequence-specific DNA binding.
GGUGCCCACAAACAGGAGGUAUCGCCACAAGCAUCUACAGCUGAGAAAUGCAGUGAUCCGAAAGCAGUUUUUCUUAAUAUAUCAACAUCACUGCACCGUGUUAAACUGCCUUUGAAUGCACCAUGAAGCCGCAGCUGGUAGGGGCCAAGAAGCGCCUGAAAGCAGCCGGAUCCGAAGCUGCUCUGUCUCUGCAACAGGAGCUUGUUGCAGCUAUACAUGGCGCGUUUGAAGUGGCUGUGGAAAUCGCAGUUCGAGAGGUGACAAACCUCGUAGGUCAGGCCACAGGAGAAGCCUAUGCAGAGAUAAAACGAGAGAACGAGUCCCUCAAACAAAGACUGCAGAGAGCUGAGGCUAAGCUGGAGAAAAGGGGUGGCAGCAGCUCUCCUCGUACCAAGCAGCUCCCGAACGCCACAGCCCUCACAGAUCAACAACCUCACCUGGAACGCCACCAGAAAAGCCCUAAUCCCAAAGUGCUUUGUGGCACUGGGGUCAAAUAUCAGGCUCUUGUUGUAGGUCAGACUCACAGCCGUGCACACCAGCUCCCUGACCCCCAGUCAACACUAGAGGAGCAGAGAUCACGUGAUGCAAACACUCAGCAUGUCAGCGAUGCAAACACUCAGCAUGUCAGUGAUGCAGCCUCAGAGAAAGCAGAUGAUGAAGGAACCGUUGCCUGCCUCCUUGCCUUUACUGAAGAAGUCAGUGAAGAGAUCUCCCGUCUGGUAAGGGUAGAAAGUAUCAACCAGCCUUGCCGAGAACAAGCAGCUCAAGGCUCACCAUUACUUCCCAGUGUGGAUGAAGAGUCUACAUUAAACAAUAUGACAAUAAAGCAGGAGAUACUAGAAGAGGGGGAAGAUGAUUCAGGCUUCUGUUUGGAUUCGAUCAAAGUGGAGGAUUUUAGCCUGGACUUCAUGUCACCGAUCCAGGCUGAAAUGUUGGUGGAGUGUAAACCAGAAGUGCUGGAUGUUCAGAUCCAAGAAUCAAACGCUCCUCUGUCGUGCGCCAGACUGGCCCAGGACUUGCCAAACAUCUUCCCUCUGGCAGAACCAGCUCAUAUCCCAGAAGCCCCCCCCCAGGUUUAUGUCCACGUGAGGACUAGUCGCAACAUCAGCCACUCAGUCAGCAACCACUUUGCCUGCAAGUCCUGCAGCCAGACGUUUCCCCUGCCCAGCCUGCUGCGGCGGCACAACAGCCAGUGCCAGCAGAGGCUCCAGCAGUGUUAUCAGCCAGUAGAUGGAAACAUGAGGCCCAAACUGCAGCUUUUUCCCCCGGGCCGCAGCCCGUUCCGCUGCACAGAAUGCAACCGAGAGUUCAACCGCCUGGAGAACCUCAAGACUCACCUCCGCAUCCACACUGGAGAGAUGCCUUACAAAUGCUCGGUUUGUUCAAAGUGUUUCCGUCACUCUGGGGCGUUAACCCGGCACUUCCGCAUCCACACAGGAGAGAAGCCUUACAUCUGUGGACAGUGUGGGAAGUCCUUCAGGAACUGUGGGGGGCUUAAAUUCCACCAGCGUUCCCAUAGCAAGCAACUACAGUAGCCACACUUGUUUUUAAAUUCAUGCAUAAUGAACAAAGCUAUGUUUAAGUGUUUGAAUACAUUUUGGUGUGAAAGUGAAAAGUAGGGUAAUAUUUUAUCAGAUACUUUACAUAUAUAGCACACAUAUUUAGUCUUAACUUAAACCUUGGUGACAUUUGUUAUUAUUUUGUUUCAUCAUUAGACAAAACUUUACAGGUCUUACCUUUGAGAUCCAAUUUUUUUGAAGAGCUCUCAACCAGGAAGUAGUAUCAGUUUAAUUGAUAAAAACUGUCAAGUGCAUCAUAUUGAGGUCUGUAAUGGAAACUUCUGGAGCACAGAGUCGAAAUACGAUGAGAACACGGGAGAGCUGGAACUUGAUGGCAAACACUGAAGGUUUGUUAUGAAGUUACGGCAGGAGAAUUGUCAAAGCCAUUUGCUGCAGCCACGAGUUGACGCAGCGCUUGCCUCACCAUUUCUGAAGAUUUCUCACCGCAGUCCCAUGUAUUUAGCUGGUUCUGAGAGAAUAAUCAACAUUUUGCAUAACAAGAUAAAACAGGGCAAAGCACUAUAACUCAUCUAUCAGCUGACCGCAACACGCAGGAAUAAGGAGACAAAUCACAGAGAGCCCAGCACUCCAAGGUCGCAGGCCUGUGCUCAGUGAGGGAAGUAAAAACGGAUAAACUAGGUGAAGUUAUGGGCCUAAGAAAAUAUUUUCCCCAACAAUGUCAAACCAUAGAUUAUCUUUUUAAUGAAACAAAUACGAUUAGCUGUAUUUUCAGUGAUGUUCAAUAAAUCAGUGUCUUCUCAUUUGUAGAAAAGAACAAGUAGAAAUUCAAUAUAUUGAAACUGUUAGCAGUGCAAUCAGCCACAACUGCAUAUGAAGGCUCAGUAGACACUCAUUGAUGAAGUGAGUGGAACCUUUCAGUGUUACUCUAAGUGCCAUUUUGUUACAACUUGUUUGUUUCAUGAGAGUUAUUAAAGAAAAUGUUUGUUAUUUAAUAAGUAUUAUUUUUAAAGUUGUUUUUGGUCACUCAUUUCUCCUGAUAUAAUUUCAUGGAAACUAUGGACGCUUAUUAAAUUUUAAGAUUACAUUCUAAGUAGAGGAAGAAAGUGUAUUCAAGCCACGAAUGACAUGAGAUGUACCAAGGUCAAGAUCAGAAAUAGCAUCUGUGUAGUCCUCAUCUACCUGAAAAAGUAAUCUGCUGUCAAUUGACUUCUCAUAGUCAGACUGCAGGCCUGUUUUUUUUUAUUUCUGACUUUUUCUCUAAAUUUUGACUUUUAAAAAUGUCCCACUAUUUUCUCAUUAUUUUAACUCCAUAUUCAUGUGGCCUUGAUCAUCUUCUUUUUAAAAUUCACACUUUGUCUCCAAAUGUAUUUUCCUUUUGAUUACCUUUUCAAACAUCUGAUUUUAUUUUCUCCUAAUUUCGACUUUUUUGAAUUUCUGAUAAUUUUUUCAAAAUUUUGACAGUCAAAUGCUUCAUUUUGUUAGAAUGACAGGUGACACUUAACAGUUCUGUUCAGUUUUACUUCCAGUCCGCGUACUGUAAAUAAUUUGUCAUUUUUGCUCAGUAAUGGGGUCUAGAUUGUUAUCUCAACUGUUUAUUACAAAUAAACUGUCAGCGUCAAAGUCA